CGCGGAAGUGGCGUCUUCCACUCCCGCCCAGGAUUGUCCUCCCUCCUCGGAAAGGUCGCGCAGGCAGGUCCGGUCCGGAGAAGUGACCGGGGCGAGGAAGAUGUCGCGGGGUUCGGGGCUGCAGCCCAGGGAUGUCCCCGAGGAAGUGAUCGGCUACACUCCGGAGGAGAAGCUCCGGCGCCAGCAGCUGCGCGAGCUCCGGCGCCGCUGGCUCACAGACCAGGAGCUGAGCCCCCGGGAACCGGUCCUCCCCCCGCGGAAGGUCGGCUGGGUGGAAGGCUUCUGGGAGCGCUUUCUUCAGCCUGAGAGGCUCUGGAAGAGACAGGUAUUCAAUAUCUACAAGGCUGGAAAAUUUACAUUAUUUCAGGUUUUUGUUCCUCUGUGGUUGGCCCAUUAUAUUGUCAAAUAUCAUAUCAAGCCUAUUCCCAAUGGUAUUGUUCAAAGAAAAGCCGCAAUAUAUCCAGGAGACAAAAUGGAGGAAGAAGUAAUUUCACCACCACCACCAGCAGAAUUACCAUUCUGUGAGGACUGAGAAGCUCAAGGACCUGAAAAACUAAAACACUUCUUUUAUUGUUUCCUAUACAAAUGAAUAUAUAAUUCAAAAUGGACAGUAA
This is a messenger RNA of Python bivittatus (Burmese python), 614 nucleotides long. The record is from RefSeq and is a predicted model, not a curated record. NCBI's taxonomy places the organism in Eukaryota, Metazoa, Chordata, Lepidosauria, Squamata, Pythonidae.